Molecule: messenger RNA, 912 nt
Organism: Actinia tenebrosa (Australian red waratah sea anemone)
Lineage: Eukaryota; Metazoa; Cnidaria; Anthozoa; Actiniaria; Actiniidae
Biological process (GO): T cell costimulation; cellular response to lipopolysaccharide; negative regulation of T cell proliferation
Cellular component (GO): external side of plasma membrane
Source: RefSeq, a predicted model, not a curated record
AGUGACGUAAUUGCGAUUAAGAGCUUGAGUCCUGUCUGACCAACAGACAGAUGUAAAGAAUUUUUUGCUUGCCAGAUGCCAAGAACCUUUCCUAAUAAUGGAUAUCGGACGGUGUUUUUUCGUUCUUUUGUUUCUAUGCUUGAACAACCGAAUUUCAGAGUCUUUCCGAUGGACUAGGAAUCAACAAUCCAGUCAAUCCAUUGAUAUCCAGCUCGGUUCAGAUGUUUCUCUUCCAUGUGAAUUUCUUCUCACCAGCGAAGAAGAGUCUGCCAUGCAGGACUUCCAUCUCAUAUACUGGACCAGAGAGAUACCUGCUGGCAGCCAAAGUUGGCAAGGGAUAGCGUCAAAGACUAACUUGGUCAGCAACUCUGAUGCGAGGAUUAUGCACCAUGAUAAAAGUCGUAUCCUGAUGAAAAACAAUUCUCUGACAAUCCUCAGUGUUAAGCCUGAAGAUGACGCACUCUACCAGUGUGAAGUCAAGAGCAGUUUUUAUACCACUCCAUCGGUUAUCAAGCUUAAUGUUUUGAAGCAAAUUAAAAAGACGAGUGAACAACAUUCUUCAAUCUCCAAUAAAGCUUCUGCCGGUAUUGGAGUUGGUGUAACGCUGCUUGUGGUGGCUCUCAUUAUCCUUGGUGUUUUGUUUUUCAAAGCUAAAUUAGCAAGAGGACAAAGAAGAACGGAAACUGAAAGAUCUACAAACCUGGCAUACAUUCCGAGGAAUAAUGAGAAUAGCAUGGCGGGGGCAUAUGAUGGACCGGCAGCCUUUAACAACAGUGAAAUGAACAUCAAUGGAGCAGUGAACAAAAGUUGCCGUCUUGAUGGUGCACCCACAAACGUCACAUCAUUCUAAUUUGUUUAACAGUCAUCACUUUGUAGUACUAAAAUAGCAAAUAAAAGUUUACUUUUGUUGUA